GGGAUGGAGCCCGCACCCAGCAGGUGCCCUGACCGGGGACCGAGCCGUGACCUCCUGGUCAUAGGUCGGCGCUCGGCCACUGAGCCGCGGGCAGCACCUGUGUUCUCACUGCCUGACAAAACUUUUGGUCUAAAGAACAAGAAAGGAGCAAAGCAGCAGAAGUUUAUCAAGGCUGUCACUCAUCAAGUUAAGUUUGGUCAGCAGAAUCCACGCCAGGUAGCACAGAGUGAAGCUGAAAAGAAAUUAAAGAAAGAUGACAAGAAGAAAGAAUUGCAAGAGCUAAAUGAACUGUUCAAACCUGUAGUUGCUGCUCAAAAAAUAAGUAAAGGUGCCGACCCCAAGUCUGUGGUGUGCGCCUUCUUCAAGCAAGGGCAGUGCACGAAGGGGGACAAGUGCAAGUUCUCCCACGACCUCACCCUGGAGAGGAAGGGCGAGAAGCGAAGUGUUUACAUUGAUGCAAGAGAUGAAGAACUUGAAAAAGACACGAUGGACAACUGGGACGAGAAGAAGCUGGAAGAAGUGGUGAACAAGAAGCACGGUGAGGCGGAAAAGAAAAAGCCCAAAACGCAAAUAGUGUGCAAGCACUUCCUUGACGCUAUUGAAAACAACAAAUACGGCUGGUUUUGGGUCUGCCCCGGAGGCGGCGAUAUUUGUAUGUAUCGUCAUGCACUUCCUCCUGGAUUUGUAUUGAAAAAAGAUAAGAAGAAAGAAGAGAAAGAAGAUGAAAUUUCAUUAGAAGAUCUCAUUGAAAGAGAGCGCGCCGCCCUCGGUCCAAACGUUACCAAGAUCACCCUAGAGUCUUUCCUCGCCUGGAAGAAGAGGAAGAGACAAGAAAAGAUCGACAAACUGGAGCAAGACAUGGAGCGAAGGAAAGCAGACUUCAAGGCGGGGAAGGCGUUGGUGAUCAGUGGCCGUGAGGUAUUUGAAUUCCGUCCUGAACUGGUUGACGAUGACGAUGAGGAAGCAGACGAUACGCGCUACACGCAGGGAGCAGGCGGUGAUGAGGUUGAUGACUCGGUGAGCAUAAACGACAUAGAUGUGAGCCUGUACAUCCCAAGAGACGUGGACGAGACGGGCAUCACGGUGGCCAGUCGUGAGCGGUUCAGCGCGUACGCUGCAGAGAGAGACGAAAACAAGCUGAGCGAAGCCUCGGGGGGCAGGGCUGAGAACGGCGAGAGGAGCGACCUGGAGGAGGACCACGGCGGGGAGGGCCCGGAGGACGGGGUCGGCGCGGCGGUGCCCGUGGACGAGAACCUCUUCACCGGGGAGGACCUGGAGGAGCUGGAGGAGGAGCUGAACACGCUGGACCUGGAGGAGUGACCCCGCCCGUGGGUCCGUCAGCUGCCCCCCAGCAUGAAGUGAAGGGACUGCACUCAUUCCUUCCACCUAGAACUCGUCCGCAGGACGGCAGUCCCAUGCUGCCUCCGAAGGACUCCUCUCCCUCGUGGUUCCUCCGCUCCAUCUCCCUCUCCCAGGAAGUGCAGGUAGUGAGUGCAGUACCUCCUGGCAGAGCAUCGUCGUAACUGUCCACUCGGGGCCGGUGUCCUGCUCCCCAGCGUCUGGUGUCAUUGGCAUGUGUCCCUUCGAGGACAUCGUGUACAGUUCAGGACCCUUUAUUUAAUGCCGUCUCGCGGGUGGUGUUGUUUCUUCUGUAUUUAUGUUAAAAGACUGCCUGGAACGGGAGCGCUGUGCUUCCUGAGGCACCGGCAGUACAGGUUCCCUGUUGUAUGUUCUGGAGAAGUAGGUGGACCUUUACAGUGAAUCUUCUUUAAUUGACAGACCAGCUGCAGUGCCCUGUGGUGAACUGUUUUAAUCGUAUCCUCUUCUUUUUUGCCAAUAAAGUUGUAAAUAAAGACCAUCAGACAUUACAAUCCAAA
Myotis brandtii (Brandt's bat) is the source of this 1877-nucleotide messenger RNA. It is a transcript of the gene ZC3H15, whose product is annotated as zinc finger CCCH-type containing 15. Gene Ontology annotation, molecular function: metal ion binding; mRNA binding. NCBI's taxonomy places the organism in Eukaryota, Metazoa, Chordata, Mammalia, Chiroptera, Vespertilionidae. The transcript has 10 exons. Gene Ontology annotation, biological process: cytoplasmic translation. The record is from RefSeq and is a predicted model, not a curated record. Gene Ontology annotation, cellular component: cytosol. The coding region runs from base 4 to 1320 and encodes 438 amino acids.